Nicotiana tabacum (common tobacco) is the source of this 930-nucleotide messenger RNA. RefSeq names its product UPF0496 protein At1g20180-like. Lineage: Eukaryota; Viridiplantae; Streptophyta; Magnoliopsida; Solanales; Solanaceae. The record is from RefSeq and is a predicted model, not a curated record.
AUGGCGAAGUGGUCUUCCUUGGUAGCAGCUGAUCGUUUGGAACAAGACGACGAUGGUCGUUUGGAGCUGGGUGUUCAUGGUGCGACGAAGAAGAUGAUGGUGGUUCGGGCAGUGGUGAGCGGAGGAGAAGACGAAGCUGAAGGGGAGGUCGUGGUGGUCCACAUCCUUAAAAGCAUUAACCAAGUCCAAUCCGACUAUGGUUUCGUCGAACAAGUCCUUGACUCGAUUGAUAAUUGUUCCAAUGGUGACCAAUUUGGUUACCUAUUACUCGAGCUUCGAUCUUUUAUCAUCCACAACAACCCUUUUUCCGACCUCAAAAAACAAGAUUUUACGCGAAUUAAUGAUGAAUAUUCAUCGGUGUUACAACGUUUGAAAUCCAAGAAGAAAAGAGUUGCUAGGAAAAUUAAAUUGAUCAAAUGUGUCAAUAAGACUUCUGGGGUAUGUGUGACGGCAGCUUGUGGACUAGUUGUUGUGGCAGCUUUGGUACUAGCAACACAUGCUCUUGCUGCAAGUGUGAUGGGGCCAGCAAUUUUAAGUAGGACCUUAAAGCCAUUAAAGAAGAAAAUUAUGAAUAUUCGAUUCUUGAAAUGUGGAUUUCUAAGGAAAGCUGGAGAACAACUUGAUGUAGCAGCCAAAGGUACUUAUAUUUUGAACAUGGAUUUUGACACAAUGAGUAGGCUCGUGGCUCGACUUCAUAAUGAGAUUGAUCAUAAUAAGGCAAUGAUUCAAUUGUGUUUGGAUAGAAGGGAAGAUAGGUUUUCAUUGGAAGUGUUGAAAGAGUUGAAGAAGAGUAAUAUUGGGUUCAAGAAACCAGUGGAGGAGCUUGAAGAACAUGUUUACUUGUGUCUUUUAACGAUUAAUCGUGCUAGAGCUCUGGUCAUUAAGGAAAUUGCAAAAUCAUAUGAGAACAAAAAUGAAGGUAGUUGCUAA